CAAAAAAAGGAAAUCGGUAUAUAACGGUGUAUAUCAUCUUUGUAUUAGAUGCUUUCAUCCUUCUUCUCUUUAGCUUCCCUCUCAUAUCAGAACCAUGAACGAUCAUCGGUCUUAAUCAUAGCACGAAUCAUCUUCUUUCACAUCUAAUUUGGGAAGAGGGACAAAUGCGAAGAAAAAUGACCUCUAGAGUCGACUAUAUAACUGAUCUUCCUCAAAGUAUCAUCGAAACCAUACUCACAAAGAUGCCAUUAAGAGAUGCUGUAAGAACAAGUAUAUUAUCUUCCAAAUGGAGAUACAAAUGGGCUACACUUACACACCUUGUGUUCAAUGAUAAAUGUGCAUCAGGGACCCCAGAUAGAUCACUUGCAAAGUUUAUAAGUCGAUUUCUUCUACUUCACCAUGGCCCUAUCAAUCGAUUUGUUCUAUCUACAGCUUAUUUACAAUCCUCCCCUGAUUUAGAUCAAUGGCUGCUUUUCUUAUCAAGAAAAGAUGUUAAAGAAUUGGUUCUUGAAUUAGGUGGCGAGUGGUUUAAAGCACCUACUUGUCUUUUUUCAUGUCAAAAGCUGGUUAAUUUGGAGCUUUUUAGAUGGGCUUUAAACCCUCCAUUAUCUUUUAAAGGCUUCCCAUAUUUGAAACACCUUAGCUUUCAACAAGUUCUUAUUGGUUCAGAAGCUCUUCAGAAUCUUAUCUCGGGUUGCAUUCUUCUUGAGACAUUGAAUUUAUCGUAUUAUGAUAGCUUAGAACUUACAAUUUGUUCACCAAAUCUAAAGUUUUUAAUCUUGGAAGGUGAAAUUAAAGACAUAUGUCUUGAGUAUGCUCCAAAAUUAGUUGCUAUAACUGUUUCCAUGUAUAUGACCGAUGAUUUAGCCCAACAUUUCGGUCAAAGUUCAGGUUGUAACUUUGACAGGUUUCUUGGAAACAUACCUUCUCUUCAAAGACUCAUUGGUAGAAGUUACUUUACAGAAUAUAUGAGUAUAGGUAACAACACCUUUGGAAAAACAGAGAUGAAGUAUGAUAAGCUUAAGUUCAUUGAGCUCUCUCAAGUAAGCUUUGAGCACAUGAAAGAAUUAAAAGUUGUUCUUCGAUUGAUUCUAAACUCUCCAAAUCUUGAAGAACUUCAAAUUGCAGGUUCAUCGAAUUCAUCAUCUGCAAGAGAAGCUCCGGAUUUGGAUUUUUGGGAGAAAGAAUGUGAGUUUGAUUGCAAAUUUGAACAUUUGAAGAUGGUGAAAAUGAUGGAUAUGUCUGGAGUUCCACAUGAAAUUGGAUUCAUAGGAUUUAUGCUUGGAAAUUCACCUGUUCUUGAGACUAUGAGCAUCACCCCAAGUGUGUAUAUGACUGAGGACAGAUUAAAUUUUUUGAUUGAGUUAACAAAGUUUAAACGAGCAUCACCAGAAGCUGAAAUGAUAUUUGUUCAAGAUUAGGGGUAAAUCUUGUCUAUUUAUAUGAAUUUCUCAAUCUCUUAUGACUUGUAUUUUCAUGUAACAAGUUCCAACCUUAGUUCUACUAUUUGAAAUUUUUUAAGGAUGUUACAUGUUUUCUGAUA
Messenger RNA from Lactuca sativa (garden lettuce), 1543 nucleotides. RefSeq names its product F-box/FBD/LRR-repeat protein At1g13570. Gene Ontology annotation, molecular function: protein binding. NCBI's taxonomy places the organism in Eukaryota, Viridiplantae, Streptophyta, Magnoliopsida, Asterales, Asteraceae. The record is from RefSeq and is a predicted model, not a curated record.